AAUUACUUUAGAUUUUUCGUUUCUCUUUGAGUUCUUCAAUCAAAGUAAUGAAAGAAGUAGUUUAUGUUCUGCUACUUGUUCUUCUUGUUUCGGUUUCAGAUGCAAAUGAAACGAAACCAAAUAUUGAAAACUUCCUCCGAUGCCUUCGUAAUCGGACCAAUCCGAAGAAUCCGAUCGCCGAAGCCAUCUAUACUCAUGAGAACUCCACCUUCGCGUCUUCUUACGUGUCCUACACGAAUAACAAACGGUGUUUAAACCCUAACGACACAAAACUAAUCGCCAUUGUUGCUGCAAAACAUGAAUCUCAUGUUCAAGCAACUGUGGUUUGCGCAAAGUCAAACGGAAUCCAGAUCCGUAUCCGAAGCGGCGGUCACGACUACGAGGGACUUUCUUUCACCUCCUCCGUUCCGUUUGUUAUCCUUGACAUGCACGAUCUCCGGUCUAUAACCAUUGACGUGUUCAGAAAGCAAGCUUGGGUUGAUGCUGGUGCGACCAUGGGAGAGCUCUACACCAAGAUCGCAGCGGCUAGCAAAACCCUAGCAUUUGCGGGUGGCGUUUGCCCUACAUUAGGAGCUGGAGGACACAUCAGUGGCGGAGGAUACGGAAAUCUGAUAAGAAAGUACGGAAUCUCGGUCGAUCAUGUGGUUGAUGCUCGAAUAGUUGAUGUCAACGGCAAUAUCUUGACAGGAGCUACCUUGGGACGUGAUCUAUUGUGGGCUAUUCGAGGCGGUGGGGGCGCUAGCUUUGGCGUUAUCCUCUCGUGGAAAAUCAACCUCGUCGAUGUUCCAAAGACCGUGACUGUUUUUAAGGUUAACAAAACCUUGGAGCAAGGAGUUACUGAUGUUCUCUACAAAUGGCAGCUUGUGUCGAGCAAAUUGCCUCAAGACCUUUUCUUGAGAGCAAUGCCUAAACCGGUAAAUGGCGUGGUACCUAGCGAGAAAACCAUCGCAGUUGUGUUCUACGCUCAGUUUUUAGGCUCAGCAAGGAGGCUCAUGGCGAUUAUGAACAAGAAUUUGCCUGAAUUAGGGCUAAAACGUGAAGAUUGCUACGAAAUGAGCUGGAUUAAUACGACAACGUUUUGGCAGAACUAUCCUGUGGGAACAUCGACAAGCGUUUUAUUGGAUAGACCAUCGGGUCCCGCAGGAGCAUUCUACAAGAGUAAAUCGGAUUACGUCAAGAAACCGAUCCCAAAGGAAGAAAUGGAGAAGAUCUGGAAAGCAAUGUUGAAGUUCAACAAUAUGUGGAUGCAAUGGAACCCUUACGGUGGAGUGAUGGACAAGAUUCCUGCUGAUGCCACCGCGUUUCCUCAUCGAAAAGGAAACUUGUUCAAGAUUCAGUACUUUGCGUUAUGGACAGACGCAAACGCCACAUACGCUAAUCUUGGUCUAAUGAGAGAUAUAUACCAUGAGAUGGAGCCGUACGUGUCAAGUAACCCUAGAGAGGCGUUCUUGAAUUACAGAGAUAUCGAUGUCGGAAGCAAUCCGAGUGGUGAGACCAAUCUUGAAGAAGCUAAGAUCUAUGGAUCGAAGUAUUUCUUGGGGAAUUUUAAGAGAUUGAUGGAAGUUAAAGCAAAGUAUGAUCCUGAGAAUUUCUUUAGAUUCGAACAAAGUAUUCCUCCUGCUAGUGCAAUGUAACUCUUCUGAAGGGUUUUUUGAAUGUUUAAUAAGUCAUAUGAGCAUUUAACCAAUAAAAUUAAAUUAAAG
Arabidopsis thaliana (thale cress) is the source of this 1703-nucleotide messenger RNA. RefSeq names its product FAD-binding Berberine family protein. Gene Ontology annotation, molecular function: flavin adenine dinucleotide binding; oxidoreductase activity; FAD binding. Bases 48 to 1634 code for a protein of 528 amino acids. The record is from RefSeq and is marked reviewed. The transcript has a single exon. NCBI's taxonomy places the organism in Eukaryota, Viridiplantae, Streptophyta, Magnoliopsida, Brassicales, Brassicaceae.